CACACAAAUGGCGUCGUCAUCAAACUCAUACAACUCACCAUGCGCUGCGUGCAAGUUUCUUCGCCGGAAAUGCAUGCCGGGAUGCAUAUUCGCGCCAUAUUUUCCACCGGAGGAGCCACACAAGUUCGCCAACGUGCACAAAAUCUUCGGAGCAAGCAACGUGACCAAGCUCCUCAACGAGCUUUUCCCUCACCAGCGUGAAGACGCAGUGAACUCUUUAGCCUAUGAGGCCGAGGCACGUGUCCGUGACCCUGUCUAUGGUUGCGUCGGAGCCAUCUCUUACCUCCAGAGACAAGUCCAUAGGCUUCAGAAGGAGCUAGACGCGGCUAAUGCUGACCUGGCACAUUAUGGUUUGUCUACGUCAGCGGCCGGAACACCUGGCAACGUGGUGGACUUGGUUUUCCAGCCUCAGCCGCUUCAGUCGACGCAGCAGCAACCACCUCCGUUGAAUCCUGUUUAUAGGCUUUCAGGGGCGAACCCGGUGAUGACUCAGCUACCACGUGGCACCGGAGGGUCGUAUGGGACUUUUCUUCCUUGGAACAAUGGUCAUGAUCAGCAGCAGCAAGGAGGUAACAUGUAAAUUAUGCAUGUGUACUCUCUCUUUCACUCAUCUCUCU
Messenger RNA from Capsella rubella, 617 nucleotides. Its product is annotated as protein LATERAL ORGAN BOUNDARIES. Bases 8 to 580 code for a protein of 190 amino acids. The transcript has a single exon. The record is from RefSeq and is a predicted model, not a curated record. NCBI's taxonomy places the organism in Eukaryota, Viridiplantae, Streptophyta, Magnoliopsida, Brassicales, Brassicaceae.